Molecule: messenger RNA, 1806 nt
Organism: Musca domestica (house fly)
Lineage: Eukaryota; Metazoa; Arthropoda; Insecta; Diptera; Muscidae
Exons: 3
Coding region: 638-1285 (215 amino acids)
Source: RefSeq, a predicted model, not a curated record
CAGUUUCAGCAGCUUGACGGUUGUUGGUCUACGCGAUCAACGAUCAGUAACGUAAACAAUCUUGAACUUGACAGUUGACAGUCGAAUGUGCCGGCGUGCGCACUUCUUGCAUCGAUCUUUAAGCGUUGUUACCCAAGAAACACAGCAGCACUAAAGACGCGCACCCUGCAUUCCGAACAUCGCGCGACAGACAAAGAGUCGAUCCGACCAACAAAUAAACAUCGCCGAGUGCACUGCAAUCUUCUGUUGUUCUUGUAAAAAUAGUUUUAAUUUUUCGGUUACAUUAAAAAAAAUAUAUAUACACUGCCGUCUAAAAAUAUACCAUAGCCUACAACGUCAAGCACUGCAGAAUUGGUUUGCUUAGAAGCGAGCAACACACAGAGCAGCAAAAUCGUAUUACCGGUUAUUUACAAGUGACGACCACAGACAAAUCCAAAAAAAAAACAAAAAAGGGGGUGUCAAGUGAUUUCCAACGAAUUAAAAAAAAUCAUAAAAAAACAUAAAAAAUAUUAAUUAUUUUAUAUUGUUUGCCGUUUGGACUUCAGUGUCUGUCCAAAAGUUGAAAAAACUCUACGGAAGUCGUCACCCAUCCAUUUGCCAUUCAUCAUCAACGCUUUCGACAGUUGGCAGCCAAACAAUGACGUCGCCUGUUAAGCACGGAACCUACUGGCCAUUCAUAAUUACAGUUGUAAGCGUUUUGCUGCAAGGUACACUUGGCCAGUCCUACCAUUUUAUUAUUGGCCAUCAUCAGCGUAAUUUUGAUCAGCUGUACCGGGAACCGCCUCCAAGCACCAGACAAUACACAAGCGACACAAAUAAUACGGACUCGAGCUCAGAACUGGAUAGUGGCAAUAACAACAGCAAUAAUAAUAACAAUUCCGCAAUCAUUUUAGUGCAAAAUAUGCACGAAGGCUCCAACGAAUUAUCACAAACCGCCAUGGACAUCAUUACCAUUGUCUGGUAUGUGGCAACAUUUUUGGCCUUGGCCGCUUUCUUCCUGCUGAUGGCUUGUUCCGAUCGACGCUGUGCAGAUACUUCACGUAAUCCGCCGUUGAAUACGAACGAAACCCCCAUACCGCCCCCCACACCUUCCCCAUCCUACAGUGAGUUUGCUCCGCCAAGUUAUGACAGUGUCAUGAAAUUGCAGCAUGCCAACAAGACCAGUAUCUUUGUCAUACCCUUUUCCAUGGAUCAAUCGCCGAAAGAUAACAACCCACCGCAGAGCCCGCCCACGCCCACCAUCAACGUCUACACCAUCAAUGAACUGCAAAAAGCGGACAGUUAGCUGAAUAUCACAAUGUCGCGUAGCUGUAAAAUAUAUUAGCUCAUAUGUAUUUCUCAUACAAAACUGUGAUAUUAGAGCAUUUCCUCGACCCCGGGAGCGAGGGUUGCCAACUUUUCUAGAAUAUUGAUAAGACGUGGGUGUGCGUGUGUGCGUGUAUAUGACACCUCCUUGAGUGUAGAUAUAUAUUCUUUGCACACCACCCUGUUUCAUAGUCAAAUUAGAUUUCUUCAUCGAUUAUUGUGAUAAGACUGAUGUUUGUUUAGGGUAAAUCAAAAGUCAAAUGAAUGGCAUUUGCCAACACCAAAGGUGUCCAUUUAGUAGGGAGUGGCUAUUUUUUGAUGUUUUCUGUCAAAUGCUAGCCAGCUCCAGAUAUUUUUUAUUCUUCAUCUUUAAUUUAAUUGUUAAGUUAUCUCGUGAUUAAUAGUAUAUUUGUAUGUAUGUCUGCAAGUACGCUGUGUUAGCUUUAAGCCAAUAAAGCCAAGAUCUACAUAAAAUACCAUAAUUAAAAGAGUAAACAUUGA